Messenger RNA from Dioscorea cayenensis subsp. rotundata (Guinea yam), 2144 nucleotides. Its product is annotated as pentatricopeptide repeat-containing protein At3g62470, mitochondrial-like. The record is from RefSeq and is a predicted model, not a curated record. Gene Ontology annotation, molecular function: protein binding. NCBI's taxonomy places the organism in Eukaryota, Viridiplantae, Streptophyta, Magnoliopsida, Dioscoreales, Dioscoreaceae. The transcript has a single exon. The coding region runs from base 105 to 1934 and encodes 609 amino acids.
UUUUUGGAUUCGGAUCUAACCAAUCUCAAACCCGACCCGUUACCAUCCUCUUCAGGGCUUCUCCUCCGAGCUCCAAACCCUAAUCCGCCAUUAAUGGCGGCAAGAUGGUUCUCCUUCUGAGAAGCUUGAAGGCCAAGCUUCUCCUUCGACGCGCUCUCCUCUCCUUCGCCGAUCUCCAUGGCUCGUUCACCGCCUCCUCCGUGGUUGCGACCAGAUCCCCAUUCGAAACCCUAUUCCGAUUCACCGGAGCAGCAGCGGCAGUCGUCCCCUCUCGUCGUACUCCUCUGUCCAUGCAUGUCCCUCGUUAUUCUACUCCUUAUCGUCUGCUCCAUAGUUCUCACUAUCAAGUUCCACCUCUACUGCCGCGGUCCUUUCCUCCACCUAAUCCCCAAAUGCCAUCACCGCUCCUGAUCACUCGAUUCUUCUCCUCCUCAUCUGGCGAUGAUCCGAUCUCUUCUGAUUCGGAUUCCGAUCCGGAUCGUACCGCCGACGGGCACUCGCCGGACGUCGAUCGGGUUUGUACAAUCAUCAACGAGCUCUUUGAUUCCGAUGGCAACAUGGAGGCUGUUCUGGAUGAAUGCGGCGUCCAUAUCGAGAAACCCGUUGUGAUCGGCGUCCUUGAUCGGUUCCGGCAUGCACACAAGCCCGCCUAUCGCUUCUUCCGAUGGUCUGCCUCUCGUCCCGGUUUUGCUCAUGACUCUGAGACCUUCAACGCAAUGCUCACCAUUCUCGGCAAAACACGCCAGUUCGAGACCAUGGUGGCCAUGCUCGAGGAAAUUGGCAAACAGAAGCUCCUCACGAUCGAGGCGUUCAAGAUCUCAAUCAAAGCCUUUGCUUCUGCUCGCGAGAUGAAGAAGUCUAUGGGUAUCUUCCAGCUCAUGAAGAAGUUCAGCUUCAAAGCGGAUUCCGAGACCUUCAACUGCUUGAUUGAUUCGCUGGCAAAAGCUAAGCUUGGCAAAGAAGCAAACGCCUUGUUUGCAAAGAUGAAAGAUCAGUACCCGCCCAAUCUCCGGACCUAUACCGUGCUUCUCUUUGGAUGGUGCAAGCUGAAGAAUUUGGUUGAAGCUGCAAGAAUCUGGAAUGAGAUGAUUGAUAAUGGAUUCAAGCCAGAUAUUGUUGCUCAUAAUACAAUGCUUGAAGGAUUGAUAAGAGCGCAGCGAAGGCCUGAGGCUAUCAAGAUGUUUGGGCUGAUGAAAACUAAGGGACCGAAGCCAAAUGCGCGAACAUACACAGUGCUGAUUCAUGACAUGUGCAAAGGGGGGAAGAUGGACAAUGCUGUUGGAUGUUUUGAGGAAAUGCUGGCUGCUGGUGUUGCUCCAGAUGCAGCGACAUACACUUGCUUGAUUGUCGGGUUUGGGAAUGCAAGGAGGAUGGAUAAGGUCUCAGGGUUGCUUAAGGAGAUGGAGGAGAAGGGAUGCCCACCGGACGGCCGUACUUACAAUGCAUUGAUCAAACUUAUGACCAACCGGAGCAUGCCUGAUGAUGCAGUAAGGAUUUACAAGAGGAUGAUUAAGAAUGGUUUUGAGCCGACGAUUCACACCUAUAACAUGAUGAUGAAGUCUUACUUCCAUGGGAAUAACUAUGAUAUGGGAUGUGCUGUUUGGGAGGAGAUGUGGAAAAAGGGGAUAUGCCCAGAUGUGAACUCAUAUACAGUUUUUAUUGGAGGACAUAUACGACAUGGGAGGCCAGAAGAGGCACACAAAUGUAUUGAGGAGAUGAUAAACAAAGGGAUGAAUGCACCGCAGAUUGACUACAACAAAUUUGCGGCAGAUUUUUCUAGAGCUGGAAGGCCAGAUGUGCUCUAUGAGAUGGCACAAAAGAUGAAGUUUUCGGGCAAGUUUCAGAUUUCUAAUGUGUUCAAUCACUGGGCAGAGAGGAUGGAGAAGAGGGUCAAGAAAAGACUGCCUAACCAAACUGGUCAUCGGCUUUUCUAAUUCUAUUACAUUAGGUGGCUAUUGCACCAUUUGAUCAGGAACUCUUGGUAUGUGGUUGAGGAUUUUGCCAUAUUGAUAUCAUCUUAACAACCGGUGUAAAGCAUAUUCUUCUAUUUACUUUGUAAACUUAUGUUAUAUUGUCAUCUAACGUCCCUAGGAUUCACUGUUAAAUGUGUAUUCAUGGUUUCGAUUCAAUUUUUUUUCGCAAAA